This is a messenger RNA of Corythoichthys intestinalis (scribbled pipefish), 971 nucleotides long. Its product is annotated as galactose-specific lectin nattectin-like. The record is from RefSeq and is a predicted model, not a curated record. NCBI's taxonomy places the organism in Eukaryota, Metazoa, Chordata, Actinopteri, Syngnathiformes, Syngnathidae. The transcript is spliced from 7 exons. The coding region runs from base 53 to 544 and encodes 163 amino acids. Gene Ontology annotation, molecular function: signaling receptor activity.
UUUCUGUCCAACGCCUCCAUAAUAUUCAACAUCAAGCAUCAAAACAGCAGAGAUGGCUUUUGCUCUUGGCUCGCUGUUCCUCUUUUGCAGCAUUAGUUCACUGUUGACCGGAGUUUACUCUCGGACAAACCUUCACGAGAAUGGAAACAGCUGCUGUCCUAAAGGCUGGACUCGGUUGGACCAUCGCUGUUUCAUCUACCAAGAUGACCGCAGGGAAUUUGCAGAUGCAGAAAAGGUCUGCCAGGUUAUUGGUGGCAAUCUGGCCUCUAUCCACAGUACUUUGGAAUAUACCGUAGUUCUUGAAAUGAUUAAGGAAGCCUCUGACUCUUCUGAUGAUGUUUGGAUUGGACUCCAUGAGAGCAUAGAGGAAAAGGCCUUUUUCUGGACUGAUGGGUCAUCCGUUGAUUUCACUACAUUCAAUGAUAAUGUCACUUCUGGAGAUUGCGUUGAAAUUGAAUUCCAAGAUGGUCAAUGGGACAACGACAGCUGCUAUGACAGGAACAGAUUUGUUUGUGCCAGAGAUAUUGAACAAUGCUGCCAAUGACAAGCCCCCCAACCAUCAUAAAAUCUAUAACAAUGCCUUGAAAACUUUUAAAAUUACUGGCCCGAAAUCAAUAUUGAGUGUUCUCAUUCUUUAUUUUAUUGAUUUAUUUGGAGGUUUUCACUAGAUUUGUGCUCAGGACCACACGUUCCAAGACUUGUCUCACCGAGACCAAGAUGAGACUGAAAUUUUAGGGAGUCAAGACCAUGACAAGACCAAGACCAACACAACCUGAGAACGUGACAAGACCAAGACUUUUUGGAGUUGAGAAUGAGAUGCGACGUAGACCUUUGAUAUGUGGUGUCGGGAAUAGCAUCAGGACUAUAAGAAAAGACGACUUUCAACUGUACAACAAGCAAAUUAUUUAGUGCAUUCUCGAGACUGAGACUUUGAUUUUGAGUGCUACAUACAACCCCAGCCUUGACUCCAA